AUAUCAGCUGAGGAGGGUCAACAAAGGUUGUUUGGAUUUCUAAAAGAGAUAAUACAUGCUGGGUAAAAUUUAAAUUUAUACUGUUGUCUAGUUGCAGUCAAUUUAAGAAAGGCAGUAAAUAUUUUAUCUGAACUGCAGUAAAAAUGGGGGUAAUUUUUGCCCUGCUGUUCUUCAUAGGAGCUGUAACAACAGCUCUAGGUAAGCCAAACGUAGAUGCCCCUAUUUGGAGCGAAACUUAUGCAGUAAAAGGAAUUUUACACAUUCCCUACGCAGAAAUUCACGAACCUUUCUACGCUUGGUAUGAUGCCCCCUCAAAGCAGUCUCGAAUUGACUACUACGGAGACAUGGUUAAGACAUAUCAGUUGGGCAGUUCAGGAUACGGCACCAGCUUGAAAAUAGCCCCUAUUACAACAGAAACAGAAGAAAACGCAAUCACUUGUCUGCAAGUGAACGGGACUGAAGAAAACAAAAUAGUCCCGCAAACGAUCCUGCCAUCUUUGGUUGGUUUUGAAUGUGCAGGUUCCGAAACGAUUGAUGGAGUACUGACAGAAAAAUGGGCACUAACGCAAACUGUUGGACAAAAAGUGAACAAAUACACAAUGUGGAUUUUCUACAAACCCGAUCCCAACAACGAAAACAUUAAAUUAGCCGUACCAAAAAGAUACGAAAUGAGAGGAUUCAACUCUCUGCUAGGCAGCCACUACGACCACUACUUCCUGGAAUACGACUUUUACGACAUUAAUGAAAUCCCAAAGGACACAUUCGAAAUUGACCCCAACAUGACAUGCAGCUCAUUUCCGGGACCCGGAGACAAGCACAUCUACACUUUCAACCCCAUGGCGGAAUUCAUCCACCCCGUACAAACCGGACACGUCGACUUUGAAUUUAACAAGUUCAUGCACAAACACAGGAAGCAGUACGGCAACGAGAGAGAGUUAAACCUUCGCAAGGAAAUCUUCAGACAGAAUAUCAGAUUUAUUCACGCCGUGAAUCGUCAAAAUAGAGGUUAUUCGUUGACUGUAAACCACCUAGCUGAUAAGACCGAGUUGGAAUUGAAGGCUUUAAGGGGGAAGACGUAUUCCGGCGAAUAUAACGGCGGCCAACCAUUCCCAUACAAAAACAUCGACGGAGAUAGCUUACCAACUCAGUUUGACUGGAGAAUAUUCGGUGCUGUGACUCCCGUAAAAGAUCAGUCUGUAUGUGGCUCGUGCUGGUCUUUCGGUACGGUAGGAACCGUAGAAGGUGCAUACUUUUUGAAAAAUGGUGGAAAUCUCGUCCGUCUUUCCCAACAAGCGCUAAUCGAUUGCUCAUGGGGAUACGGUAAUAAUGGAUGUGACGGUGGAGAAGAUUUCCGGGCUUACAAAUGGAUGCUUAAACAUGGAGGAAUUCCCACCGAGGAAGAUUACGGCCCCUAUUUAGGACAGGAUGGAUACUGUCAUGCCGAAAAAGUUUCCAAAGUCGCCAAAAUCACGGGCUGGGUCAACGUGACAGCUAACGACGAAAAUGCUCUAAGACUGGCCAUAGUUAAACAUGGACCUAUUAGCGUUGCCAUCGACGCUUCUCAUCGUACGUUCAGUUUCUAUUCCAAUGGGGUUUACUAUGAACCGCAAUGUGGUAACAAAGAGGAUCAGUUGGAUCAUGCCGUGUUAGCUGUAGGGUAUGGUUCGAUUAACGGAAAAGAUUACUGGUUAAUCAAAAAUAGUUGGUCGAACUACUGGGGAAAUGAUGGAUAUGUCUUAAUGGCUGCCAAAGACAACAACUGUGGUGUUAUGACCACUCCAACUUAUGUUACCAUGUAAUUGUUCUAUUCCACAUUUUUAGCACAUAUCGUAAUCUAGUUAUUAGUUCGAAUAUUGCAAAUUUUAAAGCUCUCUAAAAUUUUUGCUCAAGGCUGUUCGUUUAUAUUAGGCACAAAACGUAAAUUUUAAUAAAACAUAUGAAAAUAUA
This is a messenger RNA of Anoplophora glabripennis (Asian longhorned beetle), 1947 nucleotides long. It is a transcript of the gene CtsK1, whose product is annotated as digestive cysteine proteinase 1. The transcript has 11 exons. NCBI's taxonomy places the organism in Eukaryota, Metazoa, Arthropoda, Insecta, Coleoptera, Cerambycidae. Bases 144 to 1799 code for a protein of 551 amino acids. Gene Ontology annotation, cellular component: lysosome. The record is from RefSeq and is a predicted model, not a curated record. Gene Ontology annotation, molecular function: cysteine-type endopeptidase activity. Gene Ontology annotation, biological process: immune response.